AUGGCAAUACUGUGGGAUCGUCAAGAUCAACUAAUCUUGUCAUGGAUCAUAUCUUCUCUUUCAGAAUCCACCAUCUCUCACGUUGUGAGCGCCACCACUUCCAGUGAUGCAUGGAACAUUCUUGCUCGAGUGUUCGCUCCAUCCUUCCGCACAAGACUGAUCGGUGACGAAGAUCUUGUUCUGGCGGUUCUCCGAGGUCUUGGAUCUGAAUACCGUGACUUCGCCACGUCCAUUCGUUUUCGUGUGACGCCUGUUUCGUUUGUGGAGCUUAGUGGUCUACUGCUCAGUCAUGAGAAUUUUCUUAAAUCAUCCGAUUUGGCCAUCUCUGAUGUUACCACUGCUAAUAAGGCAUCCACUCAGAAUUUGUCCAGUGGUUCUCGACGCUCCUCGGGAUAUCGAGGAAAUCGGUAUCGUGGCAAUCAGUAUCGAUCCAAUAGGCAACCUGCCUAUUAUGAUCAGAAUCAUUGA
Macadamia integrifolia is the source of this 468-nucleotide messenger RNA. RefSeq lists its product as uncharacterized. Bases 1 to 468 code for a protein of 155 amino acids. The record is from RefSeq and is a predicted model, not a curated record. Lineage: Eukaryota; Viridiplantae; Streptophyta; Magnoliopsida; Proteales; Proteaceae. The transcript has 2 exons.